AUGUCUGGCCGUGGAAAAGGUGGAAAGGGUCUCGGAAAGUCUGGUGCUAAGCGUCACCGCAAGAUCCUUCGUGAUAACAUCCAGGGUAUUACCAAGCCCGCUAUUCGUCGUCUCGCCCGUCGUGGUGGUGUCAAGCGUAUCUCCGGUCUCAUCUACGAGGAGACCCGUGGUGUCCUCAAGACUUUCCUCGAAAAUGUCAUCCGCGACUCUGUGACCUACACUGAGCAUGCAAAGAGGAAGACUGUCACUGCCCUCGACGUCGUCUACGCCUCUCAAGCGCUCCGGCCGCACUCUCUACGGUUUCGGUGUUUAGACGCGUCCUGCCCUUUGAUUAUCUUGUGUAUUGUAAUGUAUAUUGCUUGGGAUAUCAAUUCGGCUUGCGACAAUAUCCUGUUCUAA
This is a messenger RNA of Serendipita indica DSM 11827, 399 nucleotides long. NCBI's taxonomy places the organism in Eukaryota, Fungi, Basidiomycota, Agaricomycetes, Sebacinales, Serendipitaceae. The record is from the annotation of a GenBank genome assembly.